Molecule: messenger RNA, 2676 nt
Organism: Trichomonas vaginalis G3
Lineage: Eukaryota; Parabasalia; Trichomonadida; Trichomonadidae
Product: dynein regulatory complex subunit 7 family
Exons: 1
Coding region: 1-2676 (891 amino acids)
Biological process (GO): cell motility
Cellular component (GO): motile cilium
Source: RefSeq, a predicted model, not a curated record
AUGUCUGCGGAUCUUCCUGUUAUCUCUGAGAACAGCGCAUUUGAUAUUUCCGUGACUGCAGACUUAAAGACAGCUAUAGACCCCUUUGCCAAUGCGGUCACAAGCUCUCUCGGCUUUAGAUUAUCAUCAAUGCUGCCAGUUGAAGUCCAAAGCCCUAAAAUCACUGACAAAACAGAAAGAAUCGAAAAUUACUAUGAUUCCAUUGAAAAAUCACCACCAGAUGAAACAUUAACGGAAGAUUAUGAACACUUUUUAGAAUAUAUCGACGAGCAACUUGAACAAUUUUACAAGGAUCACCCGUACAGAAUGAGAGUAUUCCUUACAGCUGAAAAUGAAAAUGGAACUCGUUAUUUCUUAUCAUCUUUUAUUCGCCCGUCAGUUUUACCUCUUUUAGCAGCUCAUACUGUAGAACUUGCUGCUAAUUUUGUUGCAAAUCUCAUCGAGUAUCAGAUUCUUUUCGAUUUCUUCUCCCAACCCCGUACAAUUACAACUCCAAACUUUACUGUUGCUUGCCAGAAAGGAGACUGCUUUGAUAUGUCAGUUCUCUUAACAACAAUCCUUACUGGUAUUGGCUACGAUGCUUGCGUCAUUGUUGGCUACGCAAAUCGCGAACUUACUUUAUCAGAUUUACGUUACAGAAAUUGCCCAGGAGUUGCUGAGCCUCCGAAGGAAGAUGAUGGUGACAAAGGCCCAGAAAACAAGUAUCUGAAGGCUGUUUCUGGAAGACUUCUUAAUCUCGAAUCUUCAUUUGUCGAAUUACAGAAGAAUCCACCUCCGCCACCACCACCACCGAAAGUUAUUCCAACUCCACCACCGGAUGAGUACGAUGGCCGUCGUAUGCACUGCUGGAUUAUGGUUUCUAAGACAGGACGUAUUGAAAUACCAGAAACAAUCUUCAUUGAUGUUUCCACAGGCGAUAAGUACCCAAUUACAUCACCAUUAUUCGGUUACAUCGAAGUUGUUUUCAAUCAUAAGAAUGUUUGGAUCAAUCUUCAGCCAAAUGACUUUGAGAAGAGUGAAGAUUCCCUCGAUUUCGCUAAUACAGACCUUUGGCAGGCCGUUAUCCCAGAAACAGACAUAAAGAUUCCAUCUCCAGUUGUUGAACGCCUUGACGUUCCAGAAAACGAGAUUUUCCGCAUGUAUCCAAAGGUUGUGUCCGCUGAUGGCUGCUCUGAGCAGAAUAUGAAGAAACUUUACUGGUCAGACGCAAUUGAAGAACGCUAUGCACCAUAUACAAGGCAGGAUGGUCUCUAUCGCAGGUUCUUUAUUUUCGAUAAGGAUCCAAGCGAUAUUCGUGAAAUUCGUGAACAAUUCGAACAUCUUAGACAACAUCUUGUUGAACGUCGCAUAUUCCUCAAGUCACAGGAAAUGCUUGAAACAUUCGAGCCAGGAACAAUUAUUCCAACGCGCGAAAACAACAAAGGAGAGAAACAACAACAAAUCGGACAAAUUUACGAAAUUAAACGUCCAAUCGGUAUCACAACACACAAGAUUAAGCACAACGAAUGCCGUUUACUCGAAUUCGAUGAUACAAGUAGAAUAGAUUGCUUGAAAUCUCGUUUAGAAGUUUUCGGUACAAAGAUUGUCGAAAAGUUCGGUGAUAGAGAUGAUGGUCUUUGCGAGAGAAAGAUUUGCAUCGUUCCAGAAAGCUCUUCAUCCAACUCUGAGACCCAAUUAUACGAUGGUGGUCCAAAGAUCGAAAGAAUGACACAGAAAUACAGACAUCCAUCUCUUGUUCAAACACACCAUACAACAACAUACGCUGUAUCCCAUUCUAUUUACAAAGUCGCCUUCGAUUUCGUUACAAAUAAAUUAACCGUCGUUUACCAUCACCAGCCAGGCUGCAUCACAGAUUUCUCAAUAGAAUUCGUUACACCUACAGAAGCCGAUAAAGAUAAGGAUUACAUCGCUAUUCCAUCAAAAUUCUGCCCGAACCCACCAGAAAUCGAUAACUGGACAAUGAACGAGAUCCAGAACCAAUUACUUGCCAUCAGAAACCAAGGAACAGCUGAUGCAGAAGCGAUUGCCAAGGAAAUGGUCCAAUGGAUACAGUUCAGAACAGACGAAGAGAGCAGACCAUUCUACAAGAUGAAGUCCGUAGAUAUCGUUUUACAUCGCAAGAUUUACGCCCAGGGCGAACAAGCCGAGAUUCUUGUCGAAAAGCCACCACCAGAGCCAAAGGCCGAAGGAGAAGACGAUGCUUCCAAGAACCAACAACAAUUGUCCGCGGACGACCCACUUUGCGUUUAUUUCCCUGUCGAUCCGAAUACAGAGUUCACAGCAGAAGUUGCCGCUGACAUUUACAGAAAAGCCGUUACAGCUUUACAAGACAGAAUUUACAAGGAAGCGAAGUACUUAGUCAACAGAUUAGAUCAGGAACAGACAGCCCUCAAAUCGAAGAUCAGAGAAUACGAUAUGGAUCAGCAUCAGUCUCGCUCAAGAAAGCAGGGCGACGAACACAACAACUUCGUUACAACGAAGGCAUUCUUGAUUACAGUUCUCCAGAAGAGAAUUGCAAGAUUCUACCAGACAGCAAUCAACAGGCUGAAGGACCUUAUUACAAGACUGAAGAACCAUCCAAAACUUUCUCCAUUCUUGGGUCCAACAGAUAUCUCGGAAGAAGAAUUCAAGACAAGAAUAGAAGGUAUCCUCAAACCAAAGGAUAAGAAGAACUAA